Molecule: messenger RNA, 2271 nt
Organism: Choloepus didactylus (southern two-toed sloth)
Lineage: Eukaryota; Metazoa; Chordata; Mammalia; Pilosa; Megalonychidae
Gene: CCDC106
Product: coiled-coil domain containing 106
Exons: 6
Coding region: 1067-1747 (226 amino acids)
Cellular component (GO): nucleoplasm
Source: RefSeq, a predicted model, not a curated record
CCCAGCUCCUUUUGGAAGAACAAAUCUGCCCACUUCCCAGAGAAAAGGGCCUCUGCCUGACCUCCAGCUACACCGACGGCGCCGCCGUCCUGAGCCCCGUGGCCAGGCUCUGGCGGUGCGUUUUGCUUGUGUCCCAUCCCUGCAUUCCCGCAAGGAGCGUGUACCUAGGGAUUAUGAGCUCCCCACCGAGGCUGAAGAGGGAAAGAGGCGGCCAGCACCCGGAUCUAGGUCUGAUUGUUCCAAAGACAGCCGCCGGUCACCAACAUGGGGGUGGGGAGUGCGUUCCUGGCCCCUAUUUUCAGGGAGAAGGGUGGCCCCCGCAUCCUCGGAUACCUCGGGGCCUGCUGUGCUCAGAUGCCCCGUGGAAGGUGGAGCAGCUUGUGGGGCUCCGCACUGGCCGUCUCCUAGGCAUCUUCAAAGGGGACUUUCCCUUUGCCCAGGUUUUCGGCUGCCUCCUACCUCCGCGCCCCGCCUCCCACCCGGGCCCCGACCCGCACCGCCAGCCUGGAGAUGGGAAUUUCAUGAUGCUCCCUGCCUAGGGCUCGCGGCGGGCGGGGUAGAGCAGCAAGGGGCCAUCGCACAAGUGCGGUAUCCGGCCCCGGCCGCAAACGGCGCCCCUCGCCUGGGCCGGGGGCCUCUGGAGCCAGCGAAGCGCGGCGGGCGGGAUCCGCCGACGUCCCGCGCCCCUCCCCGCCCUGAGGCUCGCCUCCGCGGCCGCCGCGCCCGCUCGCGGGUGUGUAGGCGCUUCCUUACAUCCCCUGACACUUUGCAGACGGUCCCCGGAGCCGGGCAUGGGCGCCGCCGCCGCCGCCGCCGGUCCCCGGGCCGGAUCCCGCGCGCGGUGCCCCUGAGGCGCUCCGCUGCCCGGGUCUGCCUCAAGCCGCGCCAUGAGUGACCGGAACAGCCGGAGGAGGACAAAAGGAUGAUGAAGACUUUGAGAUCUCCAUCCCCUUCGACGAGACACCCCACCUAGACCCACGGAUCUUUUACAGGCUGAGCCCCUCUAGGGGAAACUUCGAGGGUGAGCUGGGAGCCUCCGGAGGCUGCGCCCCCGACCCUGGCCCUGAUGAACGGCGUCAAGGCCCAGCUGCACCUGGCCCUGGAGAGGAACUCGUGGCUGCAGAAGCGCAUCGAGGACCUGGAGGAAGAGAGGGACUUCCUGCGAUGCCAGCUGGACAAGUUCAUCUCCUCCGCCCGCAUGGAGGCAGUUCAUGCGCGUCUCCCUCCUCCCGUCCUUGCAGAGGACCACUGCAGGGGGAAGCCCGGGCCCCGGCGGGCUGAGGGCGAGGCCUCGGAGCCCGAGUCGGCAGCCUCCUCGCUGAGUGCGGGGUCUGAGGAAGGCAGCGCCGGCGAGAGGGACAGGCAGAGGCAGAAGGGAGGCGCCGCUCGGAGGCGGUUCGGGAAGCCCAAGGCCCGGGAGAGACAGAGGGUGAAGGAUGCUGACGGUGUCCUCUGCCGCUACAAGAAGAUCCUGGGUACCUUCCAGAAGCUGAAGAGCAUGUCGCGGGCCUUUGAACACCACCGUGUGGACCGCAACACCGUGGCCCUGACCACGCCCAUCGCUGAGCUGCUCAUCGUGGCCCCCGAAAAGCUGGCCGAGGUGGGCGAGUUCGACCCCUCCAAGGAGCGGCUGCUCGAGUACUCCCGCCGCUGCUUCCUGGCCCUGGACGACGAGACGCUCAAGAAGGUGCAGGCGCUGAAGAAGAGCAAGCUGCUGCUGCCCAUCACCUACCGCUUCAAGCGGUGAUCUGCCUGUGGCCCCCAGCUGGGGUCCCACAUGGGUACUCUCAACCCCUCCGACCCUGUUUCCCCCGCCCACCCUCCCCAGCACCCGGGCAUGUGUGCGUGAGGGGCGCGUCCCUCCCCAGGGCCUCGAUGGGACGGGCGGCGGGUCUGCAGCCUCCGCUUGUGCCCCCAGGUCCCCCUGUACAUAGGUCUCCCUGCUCGCCUCUCACACUCCUGGCCUUCUCCUCCUGCCCUCGUUCCCUGGGCCAGACUCUGAAGAGCUACUGCCCAGGGGCCCGAUUCUGCCCUUCCCUCUCCAGAGAGCGGUGCCCGUCCCACCCUCACUGGGCACCUUUCCUCCCCGGUAACUGGGAGCCGCUCUCUGGGAGUGCCACCCUCUCUCCUCGGGGCCAGAGGGACUGUAUAGACUCGUCUCCACCCCCCCAGGAGCUCCCCACCCGCCUUCCGGGAUCGCCCCGACUCCCUGUGAGACAGAGAAUUAUUCAGAGAAUUUAAAUUAAAGUUAGUCGAGAGAAUUUGGAAUAA